AGAGUGCCCUGGCAGCUGUCGGCUGGAAGGAACUGGUCUGCUCACACUUGCUGGCUUGCGCAUCAGGACUGGCUUUAUCUCCUGACUCACGGUGCAAAGGUGCACUCUGCGAACGUUAAGUCCGUCCCCAGCGCUUGGAAUCCUACGGCCCCCACAGCCGGAUCCCCUCAGCCUUCCAGGUCCUCAACUCCCGUGGACGCUGAACAAUGGCCUCCAUGGGGCUACAGGUAAUGGGCAUCGCGCUGGCCGUCCUGGGCUGGCUGGCCGUCAUGCUGUGCUGCGCGCUGCCCAUGUGGCGCGUGACGGCCUUCAUCGGCAGCAACAUUGUCACCUCGCAGACCAUCUGGGAGGGCCUAUGGAUGAACUGCGUGGUGCAGAGCACCGGCCAGAUGCAGUGCAAGGUGUACGACUCGCUGCUGGCACUGCCGCAGGACCUGCAGGCGGCCCGCGCCCUCGUCAUCAUCAGCAUCAUCGUGGCUGCUCUGGGCGUGCUGCUGUCCGUGGUGGGGGGCAAGUGUACCAACUGCCUGGAGGAUGAAAGCGCCAAGGCCAAGACCAUGAUCGUGGCGGGCGUGGUGUUCCUGUUGGCCGGCCUUAUGGUGAUAGUGCCGGUGUCCUGGACGGCCCACAACAUCAUCCAAGACUUCUACAAUCCGCUGGUGGCCUCCGGGCAGAAGCGGGAGAUGGGUGCCUCGCUCUACGUCGGCUGGGCCGCCUCCGGCCUGCUGCUCCUUGGCGGGGGGCUGCUUUGCUGCAACUGUCCACCCCGCACAGACAAGCCUUACUCCGCCAAGUAUUCUGCUGCCCGCUCUGCUGCUGCCAGCAACUACGUGUAAGGUGCCACGGCUCCACUCUGUUCCUCUCUGCUUUGUUCUUCCCUGGACUGAGCUCAGCGCAGGCUGUGACCCCAGGAGGGCCCUGCCACGGGCCACUGGCUGCUGGGGACUGGGGACUGGGCAGAGACUGAGCCAGGCAGGAAGGCAGCAGCCUUCAGCCUCUCUGGCCCACUCGGACAACUUCCCAAGGCCGCCUCCUGCUAGCAAGAACAGAGUCCACCCUCCUCUGGAUAUUGGGGAGGGACGGAAGUGACAGGGUGUGGUGGUGGAGUGGGGAGCUGGCUUCUGCUGGCCAGGAUAGCUUAACCCUGACUUUGGGAUCUGCCUGCAUCGGCGUUGGCCACUGUCCCCAUUUACAUUUUCCCCACUCUGUCUGCCUGCAUCUCCUCUGUUCCGGGUAGGCCUUGAUAUCACCUCUGGGACUGUGCCUUGCUCACCGAAACCCGCGCCCAGGAGUAUGGCUGAGGCCUUGCCCACCCACCUGCCUGGGAAGUGCAGAGUGGAUGGACGGGUUUAGAGGGGAGGGGCGAAGGUGCUGUAAACAGGUUUGGGCAGUGGUGGGGGAGGGGGCCAGAGAGGCGGCUCAGGUUGCCCAGCUCUGUGGCCUCAGGACUCUCUGCCUCACCCGCUUCAGCCCAGGGCCCCUGGAGACUGAUCCCCUCUGAGUCCUCUGCCCCUUCCAAGGACACUAAUGAGCCUGGGAGGGUGGCAGGGAGGAGGGGACAGCUUCACCCUUGGAAGUCCUGGGGUUUUUCCUCUUCCUUCUUUGUGGUUUCUGUUUUGUAAUUUAAGAAGAGCUAUUCAUCACUGUAAUUAUUAUUAUUUUCUACAAUAAAUGGGACCUGUGCACAGGAGGAAA
This is a messenger RNA of Homo sapiens (human), 1695 nucleotides long. RefSeq names its product claudin 4 (gene CLDN4). Gene Ontology annotation, biological process: circadian rhythm; response to progesterone; female pregnancy. Gene Ontology annotation, cellular component: apicolateral plasma membrane; plasma membrane; lateral plasma membrane. Lineage: Eukaryota; Metazoa; Chordata; Mammalia; Primates; Hominidae. Gene Ontology annotation, molecular function: structural molecule activity. The coding region runs from base 207 to 836 and encodes 209 amino acids. The transcript has a single exon. The record is from RefSeq and is marked reviewed.